Messenger RNA from Lottia gigantea (owl limpet), 1420 nucleotides. RefSeq lists its product as hypothetical. The record is from RefSeq and is a predicted model, not a curated record. Gene Ontology annotation, molecular function: mRNA 5'-triphosphate monophosphatase activity; ATP binding; mRNA guanylyltransferase activity. Bases 55 to 1332 code for a protein of 425 amino acids. The transcript has 3 exons. Gene Ontology annotation, biological process: 7-methylguanosine mRNA capping. Lineage: Eukaryota; Metazoa; Mollusca; Gastropoda; Lottiidae.
GGAACCCAGUUGAACCACUGUGAAAAACCGUUUGGUUAUAUUUUUUAACUGAAAAUGGACGAGGGUGAUCACUUUGUGGAAUCUGACCUGUCUUCAAAACGAAGUAUGAGUAACAAGGAAAGAUGUCCUGUUCAACCAGCACUUCCAGAUCAAUGCACGGAGGCCGUCGAAAUUGUGGAUAAGGACGCCAAUUCUAAUCAAGGACCGGAAAAUGGAUCAGCUGGGGAAUUCCUGAGUGAAUUUGUGAAGAAAGAUGCCAAGUUUUUGGAAGGGGUAGCAGGAGUUAAUAUGGUCACCUCUCAACCAAAAUUAGGUCAAAUUCAACGGAAGUGUCAAGAAAUGGCUGGAUGGGAGAAAGGGGGAUUUCCAGGUUCCGCGCCUGUGUCUAUGGACAUUCGAAACCUAAAUUUCCUCCGUCAAAAUCCAUAUAAAGUGGGGUUAAAAACUGACGGGACACGGUAUAUGACAUUAAUUGAUGGGAGGGGCGAAGUAUACAUGAUUGACAGAGACAACACUGUUUUUCAAGUGGCUAAUUUAGAUUUCCCAAAACGUAAAGAUUUAUCUGCCCAUAUACGCGAUACCUUGGUGGAUGGAGAAAUGAUUUUAGAUAUGGUGGAUGGAAAAUCUGUUCCACGUUACCGGUAUUUAAUUUGUGACAUUCUCCGAUUUGAAGGGCUAGAAGUGGGAAAAUCUCAUUUAGAUCGAAGAUCAUUUUAUAUUCAAACAGAAAUCAUUGGUCCUCGUCGUACCAAGAUUCAACAAGGAAUGCUGGAUGAGAACGUAUCAUUCAGUGUACAUUGUAAUUCAUUCUGGGAACUUACGAAAUCCAAAGAACUUUUAGAAGGAAAAAUUACCAACGAAAUCAGUCAUGAAGUAGAUGGACUUAUUUUCCAGCCGGUAUCCGAGCCUUACAGACCUGGUCGCUGUGGUGAUUUUUUAAAAUGGAAACCCCCAGAAUUGAAUUCAGUAGAUUUUAGACUGAAGAUCGUGAAGGAGAAUAAAGUUGGAUGUUUGCCAGAAACAAAGGGGCAUUUAUUUGUUAAUGGUCUGGAAUCAGCCUUCGGAGAAAUCAAGAUGACUAAAGAACUACGUCAGUUAGACAAUAAAAUAAUAGAGUGCAUGUGGGAUGGGAAGUACUGGAAAUACAUGCGACAAAGAACUGACAAGUCCUUUCCUAAUAAUUUAGAGACAGCUGAAGAAGUUUGUAAAAGUAUAAGAAAUCCUGUAACACAGGAGAUGCUCUUACAAACCAUCAGAAAUGAAAGAUGGAUACCAAGUACUGGUGAUGAUGAUAUAAAGCCAACUCCACCACCAAACAUAUCAGGACAUUAAAUAUUGCUUUAAAAUAUUUGAAAGAGACAAAAUUAUAUUCCAUGUAGUCUACUAAUACUAAGCAAAAUAAAAAAUUUCAAUCUGCCAA